Molecule: messenger RNA, 1513 nt
Organism: Cydia amplana
Lineage: Eukaryota; Metazoa; Arthropoda; Insecta; Lepidoptera; Tortricidae
Product: zinc finger protein 271-like
Exons: 1
Coding region: 83-1513 (476 amino acids)
Biological process (GO): regulation of transcription by RNA polymerase II
Cellular component (GO): nucleus
Molecular function (GO): DNA-binding transcription activator activity, RNA polymerase II-specific; RNA polymerase II cis-regulatory region sequence-specific DNA binding
Source: RefSeq, a predicted model, not a curated record
UCCAUACGAAGCGGAAGUCGAGCAUCAGACGGAGCAAAGCUUUGACGCGACUCCAGAUUGUAAACGAAACAAAACACAUGCAAUGAAAAAACGAAAACAUACAAAUGUCAAGGUCAAGGUUGAAAAAGGCACUUUCACUUGUGACACGUGUAAUAAACUGUUUACAACCAAAGCACGUUUGACCAAACAUUUUAGAAAUUACCACGGCCCUUUUUGCUGUGAUUUUUGCGGUAAAGAAUUCAAGUAUCGCUCCCACUUGUAUAGUCAUCGACGAAUACACACAGGUGAGAAUACGUACUCCUGCAAAGUAUGCGACAAAAAGUUUACAAUGUUAUCGCAAUCGAUCAGACAUGAGCGCAUCCACGACGACAUAAAACCGCACACUUGCGAAAUCUGUAAAAAGCAAUUCAGACAAUCAGGACAACUGUAUAUCCAUGCGCUAAUUCACAAAGGUGAGACUGCAAAACGGUUUGCCUGCAAAGACUGCCCGAUGAAAUUCACGCACAAAUACAAAUUGGUCCGUCACGAGCGCGUACACACUGGUGAGAAACCAUACGAAUGCACUAUAUGCUACAAGCGGUUCACUCAAAAUGUUCUGCUCGGUCACCAUAUGCGAGUUCACACGGGUGAUAAUCCGUUUACUUGUGAAAUAUGCAAUAAGAACUUUUUGUCAAAACACGAUUUGUUGAGACACAAAAACACUCACUCUGGAAGCAAGCCUUACCAAUGUGAUAUAUGUGAAAAAGGUUUUACUCAAAAAGCUCAUUUGAAUGUGCACAAACUAUUACACACUGGGGAGAAGCGUUACCAGUGCCACGUUUGCCAAAAGUAUUAUCCGUCUUCAAAUGGUCUUAUUAGACACCUUCGCACACACAGCGACUCUGGCGAGAAGCCGUAUCGCUGCGAAGUAUGCGAUAAACAAUUCAAGGAGAAAGCACAUCUGGCUGCCCAUUCGCUGAUCCACAAAGGAGAUAAAGCAAAACGAUUUUAUUGCGAACAAUGUCCAGCGAAGUUUAAUCAUAGAUACAAAUUGGUUACUCACGAACGCGUUCACUUGAGUGUUAAAGAGUUUUCUUGUAAAAUUUGUGAAGAGAGGUUUACAGAAAAAUACCAGCUUGACAACCACAUGAUGUUAACGCACCCAGAAAAAAUUACAACACCAAAGGUUUUUCCAUGCGAAAUAUGCGACAAGAAUUUUGCGUCAAACAUAGACCUGGAAAGACACAAACGUAGCCACACAGGCAUUCGGCCGUUUUCUUGCGAUGUUUGUGAAAAGAGUUUUCUCCAAGUAGCUCAUUUAUCGUCACACAAACUCACGCACACAGGGGAGAAGCCGUACACGUGUGAUGUAUGCAACAAGCAAUUUGCAGUUAAAGGUUACUUGAGUAAGCACAGACGAAUUCACACUGGUGAAGUUUUGUAUUCAUGUAAUGCUUGCGAUAAGGUGUUUAAACAUAAAGGUAGAUUGGAACAGCACUUAAAAAAGCAUACCCAGGAAGCUGAAUCAUCUUAA